AGACCCCCGCAGAGGACCCCCGCCCGGCGGCCGAGCCCCCGCGGCCCGCCCCUCGCCGCUCCCUCUGGCUGUGCGCGCCCGGUCGCUGGCCGAGGUGCUGGCCGGGCCGGCGCUGGCCGCGGUGCUGAAGCUGCCGGCGCUACCGCCGCCGCCGCCUUCUCCAGGCCCCGCGCCGCUACCUCUGGGGGCAUGGGGGGUCGCUGACUGAAGCUCCGCCGCGGCGGCGGGGGGGGAGGGGAAGGGGGCCGCGGAGCCGGGCCAGCCCUGCACCCACUCGCAGCCUCCGGGCCCGGGACGGAGCCGCUCCCCCCCUCCCCGCCCCCCCAGCCUCCUCCCCCGCCUGUCCAGGGGCGGCACUGCGGGCUGGGAAGCCGGGACCAGAGGAGGAAAGGAAGGAAGGAAGGAAGAGAAGAGAGAAGAGAAGAGCAGUGAAGAAUAGAAGAAGAGAAGGAAGGAAGGAGAAAAAGAGGGGUCCGGAGCAGCAGAGGAGGAAACGCAGGACGGGCAGGCAGGAGAGAGGACGGCACCGCGCGGCAGCAUCCAGAGGCCAGAGUGGGGACCCGUGCUGCCUCAGCCGCUCCUCGGAUGGUGACGGGGCCCCGCCGCGGCCGCAGCCCCCCCGCGUCCCGGCUCCGCAGGCCCGCAGCGCCGGAGCCCCGCAGGAAUCAUGCCCAGAUCCUUCCUGGUCAAGAAGGUCAAACUUGACACAUUCUCCUCGGCAGACCUCGAGAGCUCCUACGGGCGCGCCCGGAGCGACCUCGGCGUGCGACUGCAGGAGAAAGGAUACCUCAACGACUACGCGGGGCCCGCCUCCGUCUACGAUGGCGAUGCCGAGGCGGCCUUGCUCAAAGGGCCAUCCCCGGAGCCCAUGUACGCUGCGGCCGUGCGGGGAGAGCUGGGCCCGGCGGCCGCGGGCUCGGCGCCGCCGCCCACCCCGCGCCCGGAGCUGGCCACAGCCGCUGGUGGCUACAUCAACGGCGACGCGGCGGUCAGCGAGGGCUACGCAGCUGACGCCUUCUUCAUCACCGACGGGCGCUCCCGUCGUAAGGCAGCCAACGCCAGCGCCGCCGCCGCCCCCUCCGCAGCCUCGGCGCCGGCCCCCGACAGCGACGGCGGAGGCGGGGUCGGGGCGGGCACGCGCGGUGCGGGGUCGGGGGCUGGGGGUCGGGGCGGCGCGCGCGCGGGUGCGGGCACCGAGGCCCGCGCGGGGCCUGGGGCCGGCAGCUCAGGAGGCCGGCACGCGUGCGGCGAGUGCGGCAAAACGUAUGCCACGUCGUCUAACCUGAGCCGCCACAAGCAGACGCACCGCAGCCUGGACAGCCAGCUGGCGCGGCGCUGCCCGACGUGCGGCAAGGUGUACGUGUCCAUGCCGGCCAUGGCCAUGCACCUGCUCACGCACGACCUGCGCCACAAGUGCGGCGUGUGCGGCAAGGCCUUCUCGCGGCCCUGGCUGCUGCAGGGCCACAUGCGUUCCCACACCGGCGAGAAGCCCUUCGGCUGCGCGCACUGCGGCAAGGCCUUCGCCGACCGCUCCAACCUGCGCGCGCACAUGCAGACGCACUCCGCCUUCAAGCACUUCCAGUGCAAGCGCUGCAAGAAGAGCUUCGCGCUCAAGUCCUAUCUCAACAAGCACUACGAGUCGGCCUGCUUCAAGGGCGCCGCCGCCGGCGGUCCCCCGGCCCCUGCGCCCACCGCGCCGCCGCAGCUUAGCCCUGUGCAGGCCUAGGGCGGCGGUACCUCCGCCAGCCGGGUUGGCUCUCAGCAAUACGGGCCCCCAGGGAGGUCUCCGCCGGCGACCAGGCGGAGGGGCCGGAGGGCGGGCCCCUCCUCACAGCAAUAGGGGGAGGGGGCCCGGCCCCGCCCCGCCCGCCAGGGGCCUUCCCGGCCCCUUCAAGCAAUAGGGUCCCGAGGGGAGACCCACCCCGAGCCCCCUCCCUUCCCCUCCAGGGUGCCCCAGGCUUUUUCCCAGCAAUAGGGUCGAGGAGACCCAGAACCGAACCUCAUCUCCGAGUUAGGUCUCUGAGACCGGGGUGGGGUGAGGUAGGGAGCGCCCCCUCCUCCCUCUUCUGCGCCCCUGGAUCGCGUGGCAGAGACUCAGGUCUUCCCCACCCCUUCCCAAGCCUUCCAGAGCCCGGCCUGCGGCCUAGACGUCGGGGAGCAGCAACUGGGGAGGAGCAGGGUGAGGGGAGCAGAGGCUACCUGCGCCUCCUUCUCGGUGUCCGCUAAGCCCCGGGAGUGUUAGACGCGUGCGGAUCGGGGACUGGGGCGGAGGGCGGCACCUCUCUCCCUUGGGUUCCUUCCGGGGCCUCAGUCCGAGCCGCUUUCCUACCCUUGCCUCGCAUCCUCUGCCAAAUCCGAAUUCUUCCAGCCCAGCUUACCGGGCUCUGUCCUCCAUAACGAAUAAUAAUGACGCAUAUCAAACCGCAUGGACUUAUCCGACCUCCUCAGAUCCCGCUCCCGCCCUGCCCUGGGGCCCCCUCCCUCGUACCCGGGCAUUCGGUGUUGGAGGACGGAUUCCUGGGGCCUGGCAGGCAGGCCUGGGCACGGCCCUCUACACACCUCUCUGUAUUCGCUUUGCGGGUAAAGCCCCCUAGGGGGGUUGCGGAUGCGUCGGGUUUUCUUUCUGUAUUUGUACGUUUUAUUUAUGAACGGAUUGCACUCGGGUCCGGGAAGGGGCGCAGAGGCCCCUAUCCUUCCCGCCGACGCCGGGGGCUUGGGAUGUCCAGGAUCACUUUCCCCGCCCCCGAACCCCGCCCACCUGGGCUCCGCCUCUCGGGAGACGCAGGCCCCGCCUCUCAAAGGCCGGCCCCCUCCCGGAGCCCCAGACCCCGCCCUCACUCUGUUGCCAACUUACACCCGUCUAUGCCAAAGCCUCGGCGGCGACCCCGCCCCAAGGGCCCGCCCCAUUGGCCGCCGCCUUUGUGACGUCACUGCAUGCAGCCCCAGCCCCCCUCCCGUCCCUUCCCGGAGCUGCCCGCUCCCAGUCCCUCUUAGUUAGUCCGAAGCCGACUAUAGAGCAAUAAUGCGCACUGCAUGCGAAGCUGCCGCCGCCUCUAGAGUUACUGAGAAUCAGGUAUCCCCCCGCCCUACCCACCCCAUAGGCCCCUAGAUCAGGGACGCUGCGCGGGGCCGGACGCGCAGACUUUCUCCCCCCUCUCCUGCUCUUCCCUCCCUCCCCUCCCCCCCUCCCACGGCAGAGGCCGGCGGGUGUAAUGGUUUCAGGGGCGGGGCGGGGUGUUUGUCCCCAAGACCCCUCCUUCAGUCGUCCAUCACCCACCCAUACUUCAUUAGGCACCUACUAUGUGCCAGGCCCACUGCUGAGUCCGCCAGGGGUGCGGCGACCUGCGGGAAGGUGCAUGUUGGUGAGGGAUCCAACCGGCUUCGGUGGGCCAGGGAUGGUCACAGGUGCAGAGAGAGCCGCGGUCCCUAGACCCAAGCGUGGGCCCCUCACUCCUCCCCACCCCAGCUGGGGCCAGUGCUAGGCACAGGGGGCUCUGCUUUGACUUGGGCCCGGGUCCUCAGCUCAGGUGGCACAGACCCGGGCCCCAAGGCCCAGUGCCACCAGGGCCACCCAUAUUGAAUCCCAUUCCUUCCAUCCCUUGGCAAUGGCAGCUUGGUCACGUCAGGCCAGGAUCCCAGGUCAGAGGACAAGGUGCAUGCUGGAGCAUUUGACCUGGCCAGCCCUAUCCCUGUGGGUACCAGGCCCAGUGGCUCCCACAGGGGGUGGACCCGGGCCUCAGGGCCCGGCACAGCAGGGCUCAUGUCCAAGACCCCUCCAUCCCAGCUCAGUGUUCACACAGCUCCCAGGCCAGGGCCUGCCCACUUGUGCUGGGCACACCCGCAUGCACAGGCACACACAGGUGCCCCACCCUACCCUACACGCCUAUCUACCUACCUACCUAAGGAGAAGGCCGGAGGGCCGUGGGCCGGCCAGGGUCUCCCGCUUCUCCCCACACCCCGCCGCCGUGGAAAGCCAUGGGCCCCCUCCCGCCCCUGUAACUAAGCAGCACAAUAACCGACUUAGCGAAUUCAGGUAGAAGGAACGUUUAGGUAGCACCUAUUUUGUACUGAUUCUAUAAGUAGGGCCCGAGAUGCGGGGGCCCUCGGGUGGGGGCUGCGGCCGCGGGCCUGCCUUGCCCCCACCCCCGCCUGCACCCCGCCGCCUUGUACAUACUCCCACCCGGAACAGGCCGGGAUUUUUACUCGGGCUGCGCCCCUCUUCCGCCCCCAUUUGGGGCCGGGCCGGCCGGACAGACGGACGGACGGACAGACCUCCUUCCUAAGCACAAUAGCACCAGCUCCCCGGAGCGCCGCACCUCCACGAGGAGAAUAAAUGCCACUCUUGAUAGAA
This is a messenger RNA of Bubalus bubalis (water buffalo), 4351 nucleotides long. It is a transcript of the gene SCRT1, whose product is annotated as scratch family transcriptional repressor 1. The coding region runs from base 668 to 1726 and encodes 352 amino acids. NCBI's taxonomy places the organism in Eukaryota, Metazoa, Chordata, Mammalia, Artiodactyla, Bovidae. Gene Ontology annotation, biological process: regulation of DNA-templated transcription. Gene Ontology annotation, molecular function: DNA-binding transcription factor activity, RNA polymerase II-specific; RNA polymerase II cis-regulatory region sequence-specific DNA binding. The record is from RefSeq and is a predicted model, not a curated record. The transcript is spliced from 2 exons.